CACUGUGACCUCUGGACUCUUUUCUCUCUCACCUCCUGGAACACGCGGACAAGUCCAGUCCGUUUUGAUUUUCUUCUUCUGUGGUUUUAAAAACGGAUAAAAUCAUGAAGGGGAUUUUAUUCUUAGAAUUUGGAUUUACCAGAAAGUUUCCUGCUCUUGAGGUCUGAGGCUUUAACAGGGUCAUGUCUGCAGCAGGAGGAGGAUUUUACUGAAUGAACUCCCUGAUUUUAUUUCCUGUUGGGUCGUGAUAAAGGACUUUAGAGUUAUUCAUCUCGUCGUCUCAGGAUCUGCAGCUCUUCUUCUUCUUUUCCCGCUCAUGUUAAAGUGAAACUAUGACUCACAUAUUUUCUGCUCGGCCCGCCGUCUCUGAGCUCUCUGUGGGUUGAUCUGCAGGUUUUUUACCCAUCAGGCCCUGCUCUACUACAGUUAUUUCUGUCUGGGUUGUGUUGAGUUUUUGGAUAUGAUGGAGGCGGAGUGGGCGUCGGCCGAGCCGGUUCACCAGCAGCAGAGCUAUAACCUGCUGGAGGGACGGUUCAAACAGCUGCAAGAUGAGCGUGAGGCGGUGCAGAAGAAGACGUUCACCAAAUGGGUGAACUCUCACCUCUCCAGGGUGUCGUGCAGGAUCACGGACCUUUACAUGGACCUGAGAGACGGACGGAUGCUCAUCAAACUGCUGGAGGUUUUAUCAGGAGAGAGACUGCCGAAGCCCACCAAAGGCCGGAUGCGGAUCCACUGUCUGGAGAACGUGGACAAAGCGCUGCAGUUCCUGAAGGAGCAGCGGGUUCACCUGGAGAACAUGGGCUCACACGACAUUGUGGACGGAAACCACCGCCUGACGCUGGGCCUCAUCUGGACUAUCAUCCUCCGCUUCCAGAUCCAGGACAUCAGUGUGGAGACUGAAGACAACAAAGAGAAGAGAUCAGCCAAAGAUGCUCUGCUGCUCUGGUGUCAGAUGAAGACUGCAGGGUAUCCAAAUGUGAACAUCCACAACUUCACAACCAGCUGGAGAGACGGGAUGGCCUUCAACGCCCUCAUCCACAAACACAGACCCGAUCUGAUCGACUUCGACAAGCUGAAGAAAUCCAACGCUCACUACAACCUGCAGAAUGCCUUCAACCUGGCCGAGCAACACCUGGGCCUCACCAAGCUGCUGGACCCCGAGGACAUCAGUGUGGACCAUCCUGAUGAGAAGUCGGUCAUCACCUACGUGGUCACCUAUUAUCACUAUUUCUCCAAGAUGAAGGCUCUGAAGGUGGAGGGCAAACGUAUCGGGAAGGUUUUGGACAACGCCAUCGAGACGGAGAAGAUGAUUGAGAAGUACGAGUCUCUGGCCUCAGACCUGCUGGAGUGGAUCGAACAGACCAUCAUCAUCCUCAACAACAGGAAGUUUGCCAACUCUCUGCUGGGCGUGCAGCAGCAGCUCCAGGCCUUCAACACGUACAGGACAGUGGAGAAACCUCCAAAGUUCACAGAGAAAGGAAACCUGGAGGUUCUACUCUUCACCAUCCAGAGUAAGAUGAGAGCCAAUAAUCAGAAGGUGUACAUGCCCCGUGAGGGAAAACUCAUCUCCGACAUCAACAAGGCCUGGGAACGACUGGAGAAGGCGGAGCAUGAGAGGGAGCUGGCUCUGAGGACGGAGCUGAUUCGUCAGGAGAAACUGGAACAACUGGCCAGACGCUUCGACCGCAAGGCGGCCAUGAGAGAGACGUGGCUGAGCGAAAACCAGAGGCUGGUGUCACAGGACAACUUUGGUUUCGACCUGCAAGCUGUUGAGGCAGCCACCAAGAAACACGAGGCCAUAGAGACGGACAUCGCAGCGUACGAGGAGCGUGUUCAGGCCGUGGUGGCUGUGGCGAAGGAGCUGGAUGUCGAGCAUUACCACGACAUCAAACGCAUCAAUGCGAGGAAGGACAACGUGAUCCGUCUGUGGGAGUAUCUGCUGGAGCUGCUGAAGGCUCGCCGCCAGAGGCUGGAGAUGAACCUGGGUCUGCAGAGAGUCUUCCAGGAGAUGCUCUACAUCAUGGACUGGAUGGAUGAGAUGAAGAUGUUGCUGCUGUCUCAGGAUUAUGGGAAACAUCUGCUCGGCGUGGAGGACCUGCUGCAGAAACACGCUCUGGUCGAGGCUGACAUCGCCAUCCAGGCCGACCGAGUGAAGGCCGUCUCAACCAACGCCAACAAGUACUCCGUCAACGAUGACGGUUACAAGCCGUGCGACCCUCAGGUGAUCCAGGACCGGGUCUCUCACCUGGACUUCUGCUACCAGGAGCUGACCCAGCUGGCCGCAGAGCGCCGUGCCCGCCUGGAGGAGUCCCGCCGCCUCUGGAAGUUCUUCUGGGAGAUGGCGGAGGAGGAGGGCUGGAUCAGAGAGAAGGAGCAGAUCCUGUCGUCUGUAGAGCACGGGAAAGACCUGACAGGGGCACUGCGUCUGCUCAGCCAGCAGCGCGCCCUAGAGGACGAGAUGAGCGGCCGUGCUGGUCACCUGCAGCACUCCAUCGCAGAGGGCCAGGCUAUGGUGGAGGCCGGACACUUCGCCUCAGCAAAGAUCCAGGACCGCAUCGCCGACCUGAAGGCUCAGUGGGCGGGUCUAGAGCAGCUGGCCGCUGUGAGGAAGAAGAAGCUAGAGCAGGCGCUGGCCCUACACCAGUUCCAGGCCGACGCAGAUGAUGUGGACGCCUGGACACUGGAUGCCCUGCGGAUCGUCUCCAGUGGAGAGACGGGCCACGACGAGUUCUCUACCCAGGCUCUGGUCAGGAAGCACAAAGACGCCGCCGCUGAGGUUGCCAGCUACCGUCCGGUCAUUGACUCGCUGCACGAGCAGGCUGCCUCCUUGCCCACAGAGGAGGUGGAGUCUGAGGAGGUGCGAGGUCGACUGGCGGGCAUCGAGGAGCGCUACAAGGAGGUGUCAGAGCUGACGAAGCUGAGGAAGCAGGCGCUGCAGGACGCACUGGCGCUCUACAAGAUGUUCAGCGAAGCCAAUGCCUGCGAGGUGUGGAUCGACGAGAAGGAGCAGUGGCUGAACAGCAUGGAGAUCCCCGAGAAACUGGAGGACCUGGAGGUCAUCCAGCACAGGUUCGAGAGUCUAGAGCCAGAGAUGAACAACCAGGCCUCACGGGUCGCCGUGGUUAACCAGAUUGCCCGCCAGUUGAUGCACAAUGGACACCCGAGUGAGAAGGAGAUCAAGAGUCAACAGGACAAACUCAACAACAGGUGGAGUCAGUUCCGUGAUCUGGUGGAUCAGAAGAAGGAGUCAUUGAAUUCGGCGCUUGGCGUGCAGAACUACCACCUGGACUGUAACGAGACGACGUCGUGGAUCAAGGAGAAGACCAAAGUCAUCGAGUCAACCCAGGAGCUGGGGAACGACCUGACCGGCGUUAUGGCUCUGCAGCGUAAACUCACUGGCAUGGAGCGCGACCUGGCCGCCAUCGAAGACAAGCUGGGCGACCUGCGGGGUGAGGCAGACCGUCUUGGCGAGGAGCACCCGGAGCAGGCCAAAGCCAUCACGGGCCGUCUCUCUGAGAUCUCAGCAGUGUGGGAGGAGAUGAAGAACACCCUGAAGAACCGUGAGGAGUCUCUCGGAGAGGCCAGGAAGCUGCAGCAGUUCCUGCGUGAGCUGGACGACUUCCAGUCAUGGCUCUCUCGCACUCAGACCGCCAUCGCCUCCGAGGACAUGCCCAACACGCUGGCUGAAGCUGAGAAGCUCAUGGCCCAGCACGAAGGCAUCAAGAAUGAGAUCCAGAACUAUGAAGAGGACUACCAGAAGAUGAGGGACAUGGGGGAGAUGGUGACGCAGGGCCAGACGGACGCUCAGUACAUGUUCCUGCGACAGCGGCUACAGGCGCUUGACACAGGCUGGAACGAGCUGCACAAGAUGUGGGAGAACCGGCAGAACCUGCUGUCCCAGUCCCACGCCUACCAGCUCUUCCUGAGGGACACCAAGCAGGCCGAGGCCUUCCUCAACAACCAGGAGUACGUCCUCGCUCACACCGAGAUGCCGACUACGCUCGAAGCGGCCGAAGCUGCUAUCAAGAAGCAGGAGGACUUCAUGACCACCAUGGACGCCAACGAGGAAAAGAUCAACGGCGUGGUAGAGGCCGGCAGGCGUCUGGCCAGUGACGGGAACAUCAACGCCGAAAAAAUCCAGGAGAGAGUCGCCUCCAUCGACGACAGGCAUAAGAAGAACAGGGAGGCUGCAGUAGAGCUGCUGAUGAGACUAAAAGACAACAGAGACCUCCAGAAGUUUCUACAGGACUGCCAGGAGUUGUCUCUAUGGAUCAACGAAAAGAUGCUCACGGCUCAGGACAUGACAUACGACGAGGCCAGGAAUCUGCACAGCAAGUGGCUGAAGCACCAGGCGUUCAUGGCUGAGCUGCAGUCCAACAAAGAGUGGCUUGACAAGAUCCAGAAGGACGGCAUGCUUCUGGUGUCAGAGAAGCCAGAGACAGAGGCCGUGGUGAAAGAGAAGCUAUCUGCGCUUCACACCAUGUGGGCAGAGCUUGAGUCGACCACGCAGACCAAAGCUCAGUGUCUGUUCGAUGCCAACAAAGCGGAGCUGUUCACUCAGAGUUGUGCCGACCUGGACAAGUGGCUGGGAGGGCUGGAGGGUCAGAUACAAUCGGACGACUAUGGCAAAGAUCUGACGUCUGUCAACAUCCUCCUCAAAAAGCAACAGAUGCUGGAGAACCAGGUGGAGGUGCGUCAGAGGGAGGUGGUGGAGCUGCAGAGCCAGGUGAAGGCUCUCGGUCAGGAGGUGAAGGAUACAGAUGAGGUGGACGGGCGGAGGCAGGUGGUGGAGAAGAAGUUCCAGGAGCUGCUGGAGCCGCUGAGACGCCGCAGGAACUUCCUGGUGGCGUCCCGAGAGGUCCACCAGUUCAACCGCGAUGUGGAGGAUGAGAUCCUGUGGGCUCAGGAGAGGAUGCCUGUGGCCAUGUCUACUGAUCACGGACACAACCUGCAGACUGUCCAGCUGCUCAUCAAGAAGAACCAGACUCUGCAGAAGGAGAUCCAAGGCCAUCAGCCUCGUAUCGACGACAUCCUGGAGCGCAGCGCCACCCUCCUGCAGGACGAGUCAGCGAGCGCCCAGGUGAUGCGGCAGCGUCUCGCGGACCUGCAGGAGCUGUGGAAUCAGCUGAAGGAGGAGACGGAGAGCCGUCACGGUCGCCUGGAGGAGGCGCACAAAGCGCAGCAGUACUACUUUGACGCCGCCGAGGCUGAGGCCUGGAUGAGCGAGCAGGAGCUGUACAUGAUGUCAGAGGAGAAGGCCAAGGAUGAGCAGAGCGCCGUCACCAUGCAGAAGAAACAUCAGAUCGUGGAGCAGGCAGUGGAAGACUACGCUGAGACUGUCCACCAACUGUCCAAGACGAGCAGAGGGCUGGUGGCUGACGGACACCCUGAGAGCGAGCGCAUCAGCAUGCGGCAGUCUCAGGUCGAUAAGCUGUACGCCGGUCUAAAGGAUCUUUCAGAAGAGAGGCGGGGCAAACUGGAUGAGAGACUCCGCCUCUUCCAGCUGAACCGUGAGGUGGAUGACCUGGAGCAGUGGAUCGCUGAGAGAGAGGUGGUGGCUGGGUCACAUGAGCUGGGACAGGACUACGAACACGUCACGAUGUUGCAGGAGCGUUUCCGCGAAUUUGCCAGGGACACCGGGAACAUCGGUCAGGAGCGUGUGGACGCCGUCAACCGUCUUGCUGACGAGCUGAUCAACACAGGUCACGGGGAUGCGGCGACGGUGGCGGAGUGGAAGGACGGGCUGAACGAGGCGUGGGCCGACCUGCUGGAGCUUAUAGACACCCGGACGCAGAUCCUCGCCGCCUCCUUCGAGCUCCACAAGUUCUACCACGACGCCAAGGAGAUCCUGGGACGCAUCCUGGACAAACAGAAGAAGCUGCCGGAGGAAGUGGGGCGGGACCAGAACACGGUAGAGACGCUGCAGAGGAUGCACACAACCUUCGAACACGACAUCCAGGCCCUGGGAACGCAGGUGAGGCAGCUGCAGGAGGACGCUGUGCGCCUUCAGUCAGCCUAUGCUGGAGACAAAGCGGACGACAUCCAGCGGAGGGAGAGCGAGGUUCUGGAGGCCUGGAGGGUCCUGCUGGAGGCCUGUGAUGGACGCAGACUCCGCCUCCUGGACACCGGGGACAAGUUCCGGUUCUUCAGCAUGGUGAGGGACCUGAUGCUGUGGAUGGAGGACGUGAUCCGGCUUAUUGAGGCCCAGGAGAAUCCCAGGGACGUGUCGUCGGUGGAGCUGCUGAUGAACAACCAUCAGGGCAUUAAGGCGGAGAUCGACGCCCGUAACGACAGCUUCACUGCGUGCAUCGAGCUGGGGAAGGCCCUGCUGGCCAGAAAACACUACGCCUCAGAGGAGAUCAAGGAGAAGCUGCUGCAGCUGACCGAUAAGAGGAAAGAGAUGAUUGACAAGUGGGAGGACCGAUGGGAAUGGCUACGACUCAUCCUUGAGGUGCACCAGUUCUCUCGGGAUGCCGGCGUGGCGGAGGCGUGGCUUCUGGGUCAGGAGCCGUACCUGUCGAGCAGAGAGAUGGGUCAGAGCGUGGACGAGGUGGAGAAGCUCAUCAAACGCCACGAGGCCUUCGAGAAGUCCGCCGCCACCUGGGAGGAGCGCUUCUCCGCUCUGGAGAGGCUGACUACGCUGGAGCUGCUGGAGGUGAGGAGGCAGCAGGAGGAGGAGGAGCGGCUGAGGAAGCCUCCGUCUCCAGAGCCGCCCGUCGUUCAGCAGGAGGAGCCUCAGCAGCAGAGUGGUGUGAUCACUCAGAAUGGACUCCCCUCAGACCAGGACUCUCCUAAGGACGGCGUGGACGGUGGCGAGCUGGUGAAUGGCGUUACCGAUCGAAGCUCGAAGGAGCCGAGCCCCGGCGCGUCCCCGACCACCGGCAGGAAGAGCAAAACCAGCCAGUCGUCCACGCUGCCCUCCAAGAACCAGGAGACCUCGUCCCAGCUGGAAGGCCUGCUGCACCGAAAACACGAGUGGGAGGGGCAUAACAAGAAGGCGUCCAACAGGUCGUGGCACAACGUGUACUGCGUCAUCAACAACCAGGAGAUGGGUUUCUACAAAGACAGCAAGGCAGCGGCCCAGGGCGUCCCGUACCACAACGAAGUCCCCGUCAGCCUGAAGGAGGCGACCUGCGACGUGGCGUCAGAGUACAAGAAGAAGAAACACGUCUUCAAGCUCAGACUCACUGAUGGAAAUGAGUAUCUGUUCCAAGCCAAAGAUGAAGAAGAGAUGAGCACCUGGAUCCAGGCCAUCCUGAACGCCAGCACGGACCGCUCCAGCGUUCAGGGCAGCCACCCCGGCACACCAGUGUCAGGGCGCGCUCAGACGCUGCCGGCCACCGUCACACUGACCACGGAGUCGAGUCCCGGGAAGAGAGAGAAGGACAAAGAGAAGGAGAAGGAGAAGCGCUUCAGUCUGUUCAGCAAGAAGAAGCAGUAAAGAGGAGAAGACAAGGCGCUUUGGUGAAACGAGUCGGACUCUCACUCUGAAACGCCACAUUUAGCUUCUUUAGAAACAUCUGAUUUCUCAUCUGCUGGAAAUAAAAGAACUGGAACCGGUUUCAGAGCGAGAGCCUAGACCUGGUCUGCUUUUAGCUUCAUGAAGGUCAAUCUGCUGCCUAAACAUCGUUCCUAGAAAGACCUUUAGUUAGUUAAACUAUCUAACUCCACCAGCCGCCGUCCCUCCGUCAUUUCCUGUUCUUUAAAACAAACUGAGUCCCCUGACGUCUGAAACAGGAAGUCAGCUAAGGAUCUAAGCCUCCAUGAAUAAACUGCCAAACCCUCAAACUGUGACACCAAGCUUCGUCUGAAACAUCCGUCCUUUCGCCUCAUUGCAAAAACAUCCCGUAUUCUGCACUCCUCAUGAGCUUUUAGAGGAUGGACGUAGAAAUACGUCCUUUCUUUAAGGACACAAACCCACGACAUCACCACAGAACAGCCAAUGACGGCGGAUGGCGGCUCAGGAGGCUGGAGUGAGGAGCAGAUUUAAAGUUUUCACCAAAGCGGGUGUGUGCGUGUUUUGUGUUUGUUCUCGAUGCAGUUUUAUACGUUUGGUUUGUUUUUCUUCGUGCGGUCGGGCGGAGAGGCGGCACUCAGGACGAACACAGAUACUGUGCCAGAGAGCGAGAGCAGCAUUUACGUGGCGUUUCACCGUGAACCAAACUGGAAAAGAUUCGCUUGCACGCCGAUGAUGACGCGCUGUUUUUCGUCACCGCUGCUCUCGCUCCGUCUCGGUGACGUCAGCGGGGACCACACGCUCUUUUUCUUUGUUUCUUUUGAUUUUUCUACUUUUUUACGUUUCCGUUUUCUUACAUUUUUGUUAUUUUUCUACUUUUUGAAGCAGGUCUGAAUUAUUUCCUCAAUUUUGUGAGGGUGUCUGAAGAGACAGCCUACAUUCUUCCUCUGCCGUUGAGAAAUUGGACCAAUAGUGCUUUUUGUUCGGCUAUUAUUUGAACUUUUUUUGUCCUCUGCCACUCCGAUCUUUUUUGUUUACGACUUUAGAAACAGCCAAUCACCUUAGAGGAAGCGUAUGAUGUAGAAAAGUUCACUUGCAUGCUUCGUCAGGCUCCGAGCAUCGCCUGAAACACUCACCUGAAACUACAAAUCUCUUUUUUUUUUUUUUAAUCUUCGUUGGGACAGAUCCAGAACAGAAAUAAAGACGAGUAUGUAAAAUAAUAAACACUAAAGGUGUGAUGGUGAACGUCCAUGGGGAGGUCCGGGUGAAGGUUGCUUGCUUGUCGUCGGCUCUUGGCACCGCACUGCGUUCGAGAUUUUCUGCUCUUUGAUACUCGUGUUGCUCUGCGUCACUGUAUAUCUAUUGUACUGAACAUGUAUGGAAGUUAACGCCAUCUUAUUGCACAAUCAGAACUACAUCUAUAGGAAUGAUCCAGAAGCUGUCUGAGGCCCCGUAUUUAAACUUAGACCAUAAAGGCUUCUCUCAUGUAUGAAACUGCACCUGUAGACUUUAAAGCUCUCUCUCUGUCAAAUAUGUGCGAUGUCAUUAAAGCUUUUAAACUUU
This is a messenger RNA of Cheilinus undulatus (humphead wrasse), 9019 nucleotides long. Its product is annotated as spectrin beta chain, non-erythrocytic 1-like. Lineage: Eukaryota; Metazoa; Chordata; Actinopteri; Labriformes; Labridae. Gene Ontology annotation, biological process: protein localization to plasma membrane; actin cytoskeleton organization. Gene Ontology annotation, molecular function: structural constituent of cytoskeleton; actin filament binding; phospholipid binding. Bases 461 to 7441 code for a protein of 2326 amino acids. Gene Ontology annotation, cellular component: spectrin; cell junction; cell projection. The record is from RefSeq and is a predicted model, not a curated record. The transcript has 35 exons.